This is a messenger RNA of Tribolium castaneum (red flour beetle), 1297 nucleotides long. It is a transcript of the gene Rheb, whose product is annotated as Ras homolog enriched in brain. Lineage: Eukaryota; Metazoa; Arthropoda; Insecta; Coleoptera; Tenebrionidae. The record is from RefSeq and is a predicted model, not a curated record. Gene Ontology annotation, molecular function: GTPase activity; GDP binding; GTP binding. Bases 283 to 831 code for a protein of 182 amino acids. The transcript has 5 exons. Gene Ontology annotation, biological process: small GTPase-mediated signal transduction. Gene Ontology annotation, cellular component: plasma membrane.
UUGAAGAUUUGAAUUCUGCGCAAUGACAGAUGCAAAUGAGGGUGAUCCCAGUCGAAGUUUUAGUCAUAAAGCAAUGUCGUAACCGGCCCUAAGUGCGAAAAAGUGGUGCUACCACCGCCAGUUAGUCAGUCGGUUGUGAAAUAAUGAAUUUCAAAUUGCCAGAGUGUCGCUUCAGCAGUCGGCCAUAGAAUGUCAUGACCUAACCAACAAAUUUUCUGUUGAUUGAUUCAUGAGUGUAGUUAUUUGUUAAAUUCCGGUCUGUGAUAGGAGUAGUGAGCGAAAAUGUCGUGCAAGCAGCGCAAAAUUGCCGUGAUGGGGUACAGGUCCGUUGGUAAGUCUUCCCUGAGCAUCCAGUUCGUCGACGGGCAGUUCGUGGACUCGUACGACCCGACAAUUGAGAAUACGUUCACCAAAACUGUGCGGAUUAACUCGCAAGACUACGAGCUGACUUUGGUGGACACGGCCGGCCAGGACGAACUGACGCUCUUCCCCUCGCAAUACAGCAUAGACGUUCACGGCUAUGUGCUCGUCUACAGCAUCACCGAUAUCCGGUCGUUUGAAGUCGUUGGGACAAUCUUUCACAAACUCCAGGACCUCAACGGGAAAAUUCAGGUACCGGUGGUCUUGGUGGGGAACAAGACCGAUCUGCACAUGGAACGAAUGAUUUCCUACGAAGAAGGGAAAAAGCUGGCCGAAGACUGGAACGCGAUUUUUCUAGAAACGUCAGCAAAACAAACUGCUUCUGCUUCUGAGAUUUUUCACAUGUUGUUGCUGGAAAUGGAGAAGAUUGACGGGAUUCUGGGUGAUAGGUCCAACUGCAUUGUAUCUUAAACGCCAGGUUUCGGUUCUCACUCGAAUCUUUUGUAUCUUUUGGCCUUGAAGCGUUUCCUUUGCUCCUUCAGUCCAGCUUUGCGCGAAUAUAUCCUCUUAGUGAUAGUAUAAGUGAUAGCAAAAUUUUGAAUUCGUUGUGAUUUGUUCAAGUGUUUGUUUCAAAAUAUAUUACUGAUAUUAAAAGUACAAAUUAAUUGUCAGUUCUCCCUUGAUUGUAAGUCACUCAUGCAGCGAUAUUUUAGAUUAUAUUUGUUCGUACUUGUGCAACGUUACACUAGAAGUUGUAAAUUUUAACAGUCGUUAUCGGUUUUCGCAAUCAAGGAUCAUGUUUUACUGACAGUUUUGUAUCAAAGAUUAUUAUACUCCUAGAUUAAAUGUAGUCAUAUGUAUAUUUAUUAUAACUAUUUUUUGUUACUACAAAUAUCAUAAUUUGAAGUAUUAAACAUAAUAUAUUUUGUUAACUUUU